AUGUCGUCGUCGUCGACGUCCGCCAGGCCGCACCGGCGUCGCAGAGACGAGUAUGAGCAGGAGACAGAAAACACAACCUACGAGACUGCUACCACGUCGCCGGCCAGCAAGCGACAGCGAAGAGACGAAGAUAUCAGCGACGAUGACGAUGGCGACGACGACGGCGAUGACGACGGCGAUGACGACGAGUCUCCAGAUGCUCCUCUUCUACCAGACAGCUAUCGUCGCUCUCCAAAGGGCAAAGGGCGCGCAAUCGACGCGAAUGGUGCCUUGGACGCUUCGCAAGAACACAAUCCCGGCGCUAUUGUUCGUGUCACCAUGAAAACCUUCGUCACCUACACUCAUGCCGAAUUCCUCCCUGGACCCAAUCUGAACAUGAUCAUCGGUCCAAAUGGUACGGGCAAGAGUACCUUGGUAUGUGCCAUCUGCCUGGGUCUAGGAUGGAAACCAGAACAUCUGGGUCGUGCGAAAGAUGUGACCGAAUUCGUCAAGCAUGGCGCCAAAGAAGCCACGAUCGAGAUUGAGCUCAAGGCCGAUACCGACAUUCAUCCCGAAAACCCUGUCAUCACCUGCAUAAUUACCAGAGACGGUGGUAAAGGCGACGACAAGAAGACGACGUUCAAGAUCAACGGCAGAAAGUCAACUCGCAAGGCCGUACUAGAAUUAGUCAAGAAGAAUUAUUCCAUCCAGGUCGACAAUCUCUGUCAGUUCUUGCCUCAAGACAGGGUAGUUGAAUUUGCCGCUCUGUCUCCUGUUGAUCUGCUCGUCCAGACCCAAAGGGCUGCCGCGGAUCCAUACAUGUCUGAAUGGCAUGAGCAGCUCAAGACCAUGCGCAAGGAACAACGAGAGAAGCAGGCUGAUAAUCAGAAUUUGCUCGGGACAUUGAAGGAUAUGGAAAGCCGUCAGAGGAGGCAAGCCGAAGACGUGGAGAAAUUCCGUGAAAAAGAAGCACUUCGAGAUCGACUGAACGCACUAGAGAAGAUGAAACCUGUCGCCGAGUAUUCUCACAUUCGCAAACAGCGUGGUGAGGCAAAGGAGAGGAGGAAGGCGGCCGACAAGGAGUUCAAGGCAUUGGAACGCAGAAUGGAGCCUAAUUUUGCAGCCAUGAACGCAAAGGACGCCUACCGAAAGCAGCUCGACAGAGUGGUCACGCACCGAUCGAAACUGGUAGAGCAGACAGAAAGGAGACUGGGCGACGAACAGGGCAAAUUGAGGGACUUAGGCGACCAAAUCCGGCAGUGCACAGAAGAGUUGCACACUGAGACAGAGAGAGUCAAGAAGGACAAGGCCACUGUCCUUCGUCUUCAGCCUGAUCUUAAUAGGCUCAGAGCGGAGAAAGACAAGCCUCCUCCAGAGUUCGACUUCGAAGCCUUGAGCGACAAGAUCAAAGACCUGUCAGAUCGUAUCAAAGAAAUCGACAAGGAGGAAGACGAGCCCAAAGACCAAAUAAGGAGUCUGGGUGAGCAGGGAAGACAACGCCAGGAAAUGAUCAAAGCGGAGCAGGCCAAGCGUGUGCACCUACAAUCCCAAGCUGGCAAAAUGAGUAGUCAAAUCCAAAGACAUUCGACUCAGUCGGCCAAGUUAUGGGACUGGUUGCAAGACAAUCGAGAGCAAUUCUCUGGAAAUGUCUUUGGACCGGCUAUCGUUGAGUGCUCUGUCAAAGACAAGCGUCAUGCGGGCAUGAUUGAAGCAAUCAUUGGUCCAGGCGACUUGAAAGCUUUUACGGUGGUCAACAAACCGGACUUCAUUAAGCUCACCGACCACGGCUUCAAGACCAUGAAACUUUGGGACUUGGCGGUUCAAUCCGGAGCAAAGCCCUUGUCAGAAUUUGAACAUCCCUUGUCGGACGAACAGCUAAAGAGCCUUGGCCUUGAAGGGUGGGUUCAGGAUCUCCUGGAAGGCCCAGAAGCCGUCUUGGCCAUGCUUUGCAGCAAUAAGAAUCUGCACAAGAUACCAUAUGGCACGUCGGACAAUAUCAGUGAUGAAAAAUUCGAAGCCAUCAAGCGUGCGGGCAUUAUGGCAUGGGUGACACCCAAAAAGACGUGGACUGUUGCCCGUCGCUACAGUCACGAUUCUAUCAGAGUCUCGUCUUUUGGUCCUGCCAGAUUGCUCACAGACGCUCCGGUCAAUACUCAGGCCGAGGAGGAAAUUGGAAGAAAGAUUUCCGAAUUACAGGAUGAGAUCCGGCAGAUCACUGAGGAGAUGCAAGGCGUCAAGGCUCGAGCUUCACAAUUGCAGCGGGAAAAGAAGCAGCUCGAAGGUGAACGUGACGACUUGAAGAAGGAAAAGGAAGACAAGCAGAAAAGGGUGGCCAUGUGGCAGGGACUUGACACCAAAAUCGCCAAUUCCGAACAGAAGAUUGAAGACGCACAAGCGGCAGUCCAGGCAGGAUACGGCAAGGUUUCGGCCAUCAAAGACAAGGAACUAGAUCUGCUUUUCAAGAAAGGACAGCGGGCACUGGAUUAUUCCCGGCUGCUUGAGUCUCUUCGGAGAUUACACGAGCAGCUGUUCGAGGCAGAAAUCAUUCGCAUAGAGGCAGAGUCCGAUUACGAGCAACUGAAAGCGCAGAACGAGGAGGAGCGAACACAGCUAGCCGAACGUCAGGCAGAGGUCGCGCGAUUAGUCACGGUGGAGGAACAAUUGCAGCGCGCCGGGCAAGCGCUCGUGGAGAGGAUUCAACAGCUUUCAAGCGACCUCACAGCCGAGGAGGAUGAGGUUCGACAAGAAAUCAACGGCAAAUCACCAGAAGACCUCGCUGCAAUGAUAGAGCAGCAGAAAGCCAGGCUAGAAAUGGUAGGCCAUACUGGUGGCCAGAACCUGCUCAAGGAGUACGAGGAUCGUGAGCGGAAGAUCGAGCAGAAGCGUGCCCAGCUCAGCACACUCGAGAGCGAUCUUGAAGAGCUCGAUGCGAAGAUCACUGAAAUUCGCAACCGCUGGGAGCCAGAACUCGACGGGCUCAUCGCGUCAAUUUCGGAAGCCUUUUUCGAAAACUUCGCUCGUGUCCAGUGCGCCGGUGAGGUCGCUGUCCACAAAGACGAAGACUUCGAGCAAUGGGCCAUACAGAUCAAAGUCAAGUUCAGGGAAAAUGAAUCGCUCUCCAUCCUCGACUCCCAUCGGCAAUCCGGCGGCGAACGCGCCGUCUCUACAAUCUUCUACCUCAUGGCCCUGCAAUCCCUCGCUCGAGCACCUUUCCGUGUUGUCGAUGAGAUCAACCAGGGUAUGGAUCCUCGUAACGAGCGUCUCGUGCACUCACGUAUGGUCGACAUUGCUUGCGCGGAGCACACGAGCCAGUACUUCCUCAUCACGCCGAAAUUGUUGAAUGGUUUGAAGUAUCAUAAGAAUAUGAAGGUGCAUUGUAUUGCGAGCGGAGAGUAUAUGCCUGAUUCAAAGGAGGAGAACCGUUUGGGGACUUUUGAGGAGAUGGCGAUGAAGGCGCUCGCUAUUAGGAAUGCGGCUUGAUGUACGAUUGAAGAGAACUGGCUGGAUUGUAUGGUUUGCCCUUCUCUUGCCCUCACGCUUGUAGGUAUGUGAUUAUCAGUAUGUCUUUGACGUAGAUGAAUGUCCAAUUCGCUUUGUGAGGAACUCUGGUGCAAUCAAAGGAACUGAACGAGCAUUUGAACGUCUCGAGCUCGCACACGCACAUACACUCAAACCUGCCCUGCCCUGCCCGCUCGCUCGCUCGUCAAGGAGUGUACGAAAGUCGCGAUGCAUGACUUGUCAGCCAUCUCCGUUUCAGCCCCUUCCUUCCUGGUUGAACGGCAGGCACAACACGCACGCACCUUCUACAACGCAUUCUUCGAACUGAUCCUGCACUGCACCUGCUUAUUACUUCUUGCUCUCCUCCCUAUGCUGUGUCUUUUCAAAUUCUAAUAAUGCUCGUGCGGGAGUUUGUUCGAGUGACAGACAUGGCAGCGCGCUCUGCUCGAGUCGUUCCGCACUAGUGCCUGCAUUUUGGCUGACUGUGGCGCAUCACGAUCUUCGAUUUGGCAUGAACGUCAGAAAGAGCAAAGAAGGCCCGAAAAGCUCGCCAUAUACCAUUCUUUUGCUCAGCGGCGCGGAAUUCCAAAUCCGCCGGCCGGCACAACAUGAGGCUUCGCUGAUGGAUGAAGGGAACGCAUGUUCGCGGGUGCAGAUCAGUCUUGUCAAAGAGCCUGGAGGCGAAAGUUCGUGCUGUCCAACUCCAUUAUUCACUCGUCACGACUUGAUGAUGAUCAGCACACCUCGUCCGUCUGAUGAAGUGAAACCUGGAGGCUGAAGUGUCGUCGCUCUGACUGUAAGGGUAUCCCUGGCACGCAUCCAACGGACUGCACUCCGUAAUGUGCAACGAGCGCCCAUGUCUCAGCUUCACCACGUGCUAUGCUCAUUCAUCCCAUCCCAUGCUGCACCAGCUGGCGAGCACGCCUGGCGGGUGCGCUAGGACGGCGGCGAAUAGUAGGUUUUCGAUGCAAGAUGGAUGUUGCCCUCGACCAAGAUCUAUACACGCCUCUUGUGGCAAGAGAGUCGGUCGUACGCCUGAAGGAUCAGGCCCCCUGAUCCGGAAGAAACCUUCUGGCCAGACAGAUGUCACGAAAUCGCGUCUUUGGC
Pseudocercospora fijiensis CIRAD86 is the source of this 4584-nucleotide messenger RNA. RefSeq lists its product as uncharacterized. The transcript has 2 exons. Bases 1 to 3459 code for a protein of 1152 amino acids. Gene Ontology annotation, cellular component: Smc5-Smc6 complex. NCBI's taxonomy places the organism in Eukaryota, Fungi, Ascomycota, Dothideomycetes, Mycosphaerellales, Mycosphaerellaceae. The record is from RefSeq and is a predicted model, not a curated record. Gene Ontology annotation, biological process: double-strand break repair via homologous recombination. Gene Ontology annotation, molecular function: ATP binding; ATP hydrolysis activity.